UUAGGAAGUCCGUUUUUCUUUUUCGGGCCCAACUCGUCGAGCAGAUCGUGAGAUGAUUUGCCCCAAUAGUAAUCUAACUGGGGAACCGCACGGGCUUCGCACCCUUGCUUGCCUGAUGCCCCUUCUGUGGGAGAAGGGUUUUGUCUUAUUCUUUGUUUAUGGCCAUUUCGAAGUCAUUGAUGAUUACAUCAGUCAUCUCCACAGUUGUUUCGGGCUAGGCCCGUAUCGCAGAGGUGAGUGCCGUAAGCAUCAUUUGUGCAAAAAAGUUCAGGAUCACAGCACCGUUGCCGGAUUUGCGCUAACGCUUCCUUUUUUUAAGAUUUCCUCUUAAGAGAUCUCUAAAUUUCAAAAGCCUUAUGUCUGACGUUUUGGCGGUUCAAGCAGUACGAAACAAAGACAUUGUCAGUGACCUGGUAGACUAUCUAUUCACAUAGUUCAUUUCGCAUAAAGGUACUGUUGGCGUUUGUAAACCAAAUUAUGACAGAUAUCGCUGUCCACUAUAGUUAAACUAGUAACGACGAAUGAGUGAGCCUUAAUAGGGCCACGUUUAGAGGUCGUGUAUAGCUGAGUUUUUCAAAAUGGAUACAAGACAGCUACUAAAGCAAUGAGCCUCCACAAAUGAUUUUGAUGAGACCUUGUGCAUCUUAUUGCUUUGUACAGUUUAAAGUUAGGAAGGUGGCCGGAAGAAGUGUAGUAUGUUAAUGUGUGUUCUGUUAUUCUGACAUCGUUAUCACCAUCGUCAGCAACAGCAGUCCUGCACGAUCGAUCCGGCAGGGGUCAUUCGUAUCGGGUUUUACAGAAGCGAUGUGAUGUGAUGUGAUGGGAAAGGCUGAGAUGAUUUAUUUAUAAAUGUACAGAGUGAGUAACGAAAUUGAAAAAAAUCAGGCCGUAAGUGGUUUGGCGAACAAAGAUGGCGUACCUAUCGUCAAGUGUGACAAGUUAGCGGUUGAAGUGAUUAAAACGGCUGUAAAAUGUACUUAGCUCCACCCUGCAAAGUCAAACUUCUCCGAGGGUCCAUUAUUAAGGCCGAUGCAGAAGCAAGAUCGAAUACAGAAAGUACUAAUUCUUCAUAUGUUAAGAGUGAACAUCCCAAGCGUGGUUGUUUGAUGUUCGAGCUGAUCAUAAUGAGGCUGUACUUAUAUUGGGUUGUCGAGAAAAUAUUGACCAUUUUCUCGCCAGAUGGCUUCGAAGUUACAGGUCUCAGGUUAUAAGUCCUGCAGAUGGAUGAUUUCUGCAAAAAUUAGUUGUACUUUAUAAUUUCCUUAUGAUAAAAGCAUAGCUGUUCUCUAGACGCAUAAAAAAAUGCUAUGGGCCACUAUUAAAAGAAAUGGACUAAGUGGUUCCGUCGCUUCCUUCUCCCAUGUCGCACUUUUGAAACCAAUUACGAGAAAAGUUGGUGAAUUUAUUGUGGAAGGUGAGAACUAAGCGUCCAUCGCCAAAUACUUUCAACUUACUUGAAACAAGUUUGCUAACAAAAAGUAAGUUCAAUGUUUCGUUGCCGCACGGCGUUGACGCGAAUGAGUUUAAUGGAUCGCGUUUCCAUCAGUGAUACUAUUAAUAGCAUCACAACAAAAUCAAAUCAGCUAUAGAGCGAUUCGUUACGGGUGAUGAAAAAUGGGUCAUAAUAGAAUGCUACCUAACGUGCCCAGAAUGUGCAUCGUAAAUAGCUGCUAUCUGGAGAAAUGAUUUACUCGAACCUUUGCUGUUAACGACUAAUAAGAUUAUAACGACCCCCUGAAAAAAAUCUGCCGGAACUACCGAGCACUGUUACAAUGUCAGAGCUACCCAGAAGAGUUGAAAUAACUUAAACAGAAAAUUUUAACACAUAGCUGGAUCCUGCACCAUCAAACUGGCAUUGUUUCCGCUGCUGCACAAUUUCGUUAAUGAUGUUAAUUUUGUUUCUAUAAAGGUAUCAAAAAAUCACAAUUUUCACUCGUGAGCUACAAAUUUACAGUGAUGCAACUUUCGUGAAAUAUGGUAGGAAUUGAUUAAGAUGAUGCAUUGUUUAGCUUAACAAUAUCAUUUUCAAAGUAAAAAAUAUUUUCCUUAAUUUUUCUUCAAAAACGGUCGGCAUUUCCCACGGAGCUUUACAUAUACUCGAGUAACUGCAGACUACUAAAUCAAUGAUUCUCAAAAGAUGAAGGUCCGUCAGCUUAAGUAUUUCAAAAAGUAUCAGAUGUUUGAGAGCUAUAGAUUUACUAGUGUAGCAAAAAUGCUAAGCAGUGAUCAUUUUCUUCAAUUUGAACAGAGCACUUAAUAGAUUAUCUAUUAUACGAAUAGAUCCCAUAGAUAACGAGAUGGCAAAGCGGUCAAGAAUCAACGAAAGUCUUUAAAGAACGGUCAACUGACGUAUCUCUUUAAUCCGUCUGUAUCAUGCGUGUAAGCCAUUAUAGUUAUGCUUCUGUUUACCCCUCUAAAUGCUUGAUAAAUCAGAGUAAACCAUGCCUCCAGUAUACGUGGCGCAAGUAUUAAACGGAGGCAUGUUGAUUCAGAAGUCCGACGUAAGGUUCACAUGCGGGCGCACAAACGUACCUCGCGACGAAAACCGUUGCAAAGGCAUUAUACGCGUAACACGUCUUUGCUGAUAAUUGGCAAUCUAUUCCAUUCUGCGAAGCGGCGCGACGGAUGAUAACGCUCCGAUUAUGGAUUCAUCAUGUCGUAUAUAUUCCAACUCAUGAUGACCUCGGAGAGCCCCGUUUCCCAGCUGCUGAAAUCAAAAGCUCGCGUCCUCACCUGACAUGUGCAUCUUAUUUUCCCCUAUAUUAUCUCGAUGCUGUCAGGGGCAAUGCGUAGGGCAGCAAUAAGUCGAUCACGAACUGUCGAAUUUGUGGGGAAGGGGUGUGCGGCAAGGGAAGCCAGCUAUUUGACGUAAUUCGGUAUCUGCCUUUGCGCUCACUUAGCUCGACAGUUUCGCGGGCGCUGGCGCCCGUGUCCCCGCCGUCGCGUCGGCAGUUGCUCUAUUAUAUUUUUUGGCUUCUGUAAGGAUGAGGAUGUUUCCUAGACGUAGUAGCAAUGAUAGCAGAAGGAUAUGACUGUGAAUUUUGCACACAUAUACAGUAUAAGACGUUGUCAUAAGCUGCUUUGUUAGCAUCGGAGAGUAGACCAAACAGAUAGACCUUCAAGACUGAAGAAGUCAGUGGCGGCCUAUCUGUGAGCAAAAGGCUUAGUCGCUAAAAUAGCGCGGGUCUUUGGGCUCCCGCAACACAAACGGCUGUCGCCAUGUUCAAGUUCAUCACGGGCCGCCGAGGAUAUGCACUCGAACGAGCGAAAAUUGUAAAGGAAUUGUACGCCUUUUCGCGGACGAUGUCUCAUGGCUUCCCGCACGCUCCAUCCUGCUUUGCGUUAGAUGAGGAACUAUCUUUAUUUUGUAUAUGCACGAAAGCUGGCACGGUCCGAGUAUACGGUCGACCUGGAGUUGAAUUCAUCAGUUACCAUCCUUCUGAAGGAAGCGUUAUACAAGCCCACUUUGUACCGGGCCAGGGACGGUUGGUGACCCUUGGUGAUAACAAUGAACUGUCGCUAUGGGAAAUUGUGGAUACUCAGCUUGAACUUGUCGAGACCAUUUCAGACUUUAAGAAACCUAUCUUUAGCAUUUGUGUGACUCCAAACAAGAAGCAAAGCUAUAUCGGUACUGAAUUGGGGGACGUCCAUGUGUUGGACCUUGACACGUUCAAGUUCACUGACAUCGUCGUGCAAAGAGAUCUCAUUACAGAAAAGGUGUCCGAUGAUUUUAAGGUUAGUCCCGGCGGUGUCGAAUGUAUUCGCUGCAUAAAUCAGGAUCAAUGCGUCAUUGGCUACCAGCGAGGAAUCCUCGUCCUUUUCGAUAUCUCGAAACUCUCGGUUAAGCAAACGUACAUAUCUCGGAAGGAGCUUUCCUCAGUUUACAUUAUUGAUGAAAGCAAGUUCGUCUCGUGUCACAGAGAUGGCGGUUUUGCGGUUUGGAGCACUAUCCUUUCAUCUUCUACAAAACACGUCGAUCAAAUCUAUGGUCCCCACCCGUGCAAGCCUAUAGAUAAACUGUACGCAUUCGACAAUGAGCGAACCCUGAUAUUUUCAGGAGGAAUGCCACGGGCCCAAUACGGCGAUCGAUCUACGUUGUCGGUUCAUCAUGGUCCUAUUGAGCGUAAAGUGUUCGAGUUUACGUCAAAGGUGAUCGACUUUUUCGUCGUAGCCAAGAAGGUGAUUGUCGUUCUGGCGGAAGAGGAAAUCGUAGCGAUCAGCCUAAAUGAUUUUAAGCAAAUUCCGUUGCCAUAUCUGUUUCCAUUGCACUGCUCAGCCAUCACUAACGUGAUUCAUGCCCCAGGUGUUCCUCAAGAGAUCGUGACGAAGCUCACUGAUACCCUCAGCAACGAUGACUGGUCCACUGCGCCGUGGCCGAUUACCGGGGGCAAAUUACCCGACAAAAUAGAAAAAGAUGACAAGGAAGAAAAGAAAGACAAGAGUAAGGGGGCGGAAGCGGAAAAGUGUGAACUCAUUCUCACAGGUCACGAGGAUGGAAGUGUACGAAUCUACGAUGCAACUGGAGUAGUCAUGAAGUUGCUUGCCUGUAUCCGCACAAACUUCGUGUUCAAUGAACGCUGUCACGAGGCGUCGCGCAGUGUAGACCAAGACGAAGAUGAGUUUCUACAAUUCACAAAGGUUGGUUUCUUUGAUCCGUAUUCAGACGAUCCCCGGUUUGCAGUUAAGAAGCUCGCUUUCAAUUCAGAAACUGGAACACUCGUCGUAGGAGGCACUGCUGGACAAGUCCUUGUGUUAGGACUGGAAAAGAAGAAUGAUCCUAAGGUAGUUACUCUAAAUCUUGUUGGCGAUCGUGACCAAUUCGUAUGGAAAGGCCACGAUGAAUUGAACUAUGACCCAGAGGGUAAUCUUAAGAGUAACUACCAUGUCUUUUGUUUGGUGCAAGUACUACCUCCAGCUGGCUUGACGGCACUCGCUAUCACAGAAAAAUGGGGUCUCGUCGCAGCUGGUACAGCUCAUGGUUUCGGCUGCGUCGACCUGUUAUCCGAACAGGUGGUGAUGUUCAAAUGCACAUUGAGCGUAAGCGACUUGGGAGGCGUAGGGGCGCAUUCAGGUGACAUGGUGCGUCGUAAGAGCUUCAAAAAGUCACUCAGGGAAAGUUUCCGUCGCCUACGCAAAGGUCGUUCGCAACGCGGAAAAACGGCAAAAAAUUUAGACGAUGUCAAACCGGUUGAGAGGCAAGUAGAAUCGAGAAUUAUGCAGGACGAUGGGCUCUCGUCAAUGGUUCGUUCUCUAGUAUUUAGCGAUGCAUAUAUCCUCUCGCACGCAAACACAUCCCGUACUUUUUGGGCAUCUACAAAUCAGGGAUCCGUGUUUGUUUAUACGCUAAAGCGCAGCGGCGAUGACAACCAGGCAACAAUGUCUCUGUGCAAAGAAAUACAUUUAAAGCACCAUGCUCCUGUUCUCGGUGUAUUUGUAGUUGACUCCCAUGGAUAUUUAUGCCAUGAAAAUCCGCCGAAGGAAAGCCCUAUACCCAAUUUGUGGCGGGUAGUUAUUUGCUCAGAGGAACAGAUCAAAGUGUUUUCGCUACCUCAACUUAAACCCUUACAUAAAGUAAAGUUGACUGCUAAUGAGGGGUCCCGAUUGCGCAAGCUCCAAGCAGCAGAGUUCUCCAAUUCUGAGCGUAAUGAAUUCUGUUUGGUAGCCAUGACGAAUCAAGGUCAAGCUAUGGUGUUCUCACUGCCCGAUCUGCGCCGGAUAAUUACGGCCGAUUGUUGCCGCAAGGAUGACAUCAAUGGAAUCUCGUCAACUGUUUUUACACCAUUUGGGGAAGGUUUCUAUCUCAACUCAGCCUCGGAGCUCGAUCGUGUCUCAGUGUCAGCUACAAAAGCGACGGCUCCUAUGGGAGUAUUAGUGCUGGAUGAGGAUGCACGGCCAAAGCGAAAGCGUUCGGUCAAAAAGAAGGACACCGUCAAGGAGAAGGAGGUGGCCAAGGAAAUAAUCAAGGAACGUCGAAGCUCCACACCGGAAAAACGUCGAAGCUCUACACCGGAACGCAAAGACCGUAAAUCCGCUACCCUAGAGAAAAAGGAUAAAGAGCCUACAGCUGAAAAGAAGGACAAUAAAGUCACGACUGAAAAUGAUCGCAAGGUCGACACGAAAGAAUCACAUGACAAACGGAAACAGCAAACGAUCGCUAUUGAAAAGAUUGAAGAUGGCACCGGUGAACGGAGGGUCGAAAGUGAACACGUGGAUGAACGGAAAGUCAAGGAACAGGUCGAGGAGGGCGAAGGAUACAAGGUUGAAACAGUUGAAGUUGUGGUCACUAAAAAGGCAGUCGUUGUUUCGGAGGAAACCCGAGUAGUUAACGGCAGAGAUCCUGAUCUAAUAGGGAAGAUUAUUGGAAAUUUUACCGAAGAGGUAACAGGCGGCCUUGAAGAUCUGGAGUCACCGAAUACCGAUUCUGGGAUCAGCUCGGUGGUGGAGGAGAUGAAGUCGCUUGAGGUGUCGCCAUCAGCAACCGAUGCCGAAGAUUCGACCAUUAUUAUCGAACGCAGUCAGGAACAGCAGAUCGAGAGUACCACGGUCCAUGAAUUAACGGAGAAAAUGCAACAAACCACGCAGGAAGGACAGAUGGACAAAAUCGCCGAAAAAAAGUUGGUUAAGGUGGUCGAACACAUGAGCAGUUCAAUGCAGGAAUCUCGCUGCAGCUCACAGAACCAAACGACGAAAAAGGUAAUGCAGUCGUCAACGUCAUCUAAUUCAACCAGCAAUUCAAAAAAUUCUCGCAGCCGCAAGAGGAAAGGACGCAAUGGAAACGGUACCUUACCAAACGGGUCCAAGUAACCUAAAAAUUGAGGCAACGGACCUGAUUACCACGUCGUGUGUAAUCUUCAACCCUAUGCAAGCGACUGCUGACAACGUUGGCAUCAAAGUUUUGCAUAGCCCAAUAUAUAGGAUUUGUUUGACCAGUCAUCAUAAAGUGCUGCAUUGGUAAUAAAUGGUUCACGGUUGGGUCUGUGCAACGGUAAGGAUUAUACCCAGCAUUCGAUCACGGAACAGGAGAAGAGAGUGCAUCUUGUUAAGAUAGUCGAAACGAACGUAAUCUUUACUCGGAAGGCCGGACAGCAGGAGGACAUGGAUCGUUCCAGCAUGCUGCCUCGUCGAGUUUCAACAGGAUGAGCUCGAUUGGAAAACGGAUCAACAGAUAGGCAGAUGUCAUUGGCUUUGGGGGCAUAGAUUACGAGCAACAUUUUGUUAUCUUCACCGUUCACCUAUAUCAAGUGGAAACAGUUGAAAGUUUUUUUUUGUGUACCGGUGAAUCUGUAAGUUCAUUACCUUUUGAACGGAGCACCAAAACAUUACUGGCAGCUAAACAGGCAGCAAACAGAUUUGUUAACGACAGAUUGGGCAGCGGAGACCUUGUGUCAAACAUUGUGUGUUCUUAAUUUUUUCUGUGCCCUUCGAUUGGUCCCACGUCAAUCGCGCAAUGUCUUUUCGUCGAAAGCGGGACACUGUCGUACAAACAUAGGUGUUCCUAGCUAUAAUUUCGAUGGAUAUUAGGUAAAAGAAUAGGAUAUGACAAGAUACUUUGCAAAAAAAAAGUGCUACUUUCUAUAUUUUAGUUUGGGUACAGCACAACAGAUAUAAAGCGCGUAUAUUUUAUGUGCUAUCGAAGCACUGAAAAACUCCAAUAAUGCGAUUUAACUACAGCCCCAUCUAGCGCAAAAACACACACACAUAUAUAUAUAUACAUCAAGAUAUACAAUUUCAUUCGUUCAUUGAGACCGCUCAUGCCUCUUUUGCUCGAUUCUGAUACAAGCGCAUUGGAGAAACUAUUAGACCGGCAACGAUGCAGGAUGCACGCUUAUCUGACCACGAUCAUAAUCGUCAGAGCAGCGUAUAUACCAUAUGCACACAGACAACACAUUUCACUAUUAAUGAAGAUAUAUUCCUAAUAUUUUUUUUAUUAUAAUUAUACACGAUAGUAGAAAAUGGAGCUCGUUUUUUGCAUUCACGAGCGUGAACUAGACGAAGCGUCUUCUUGUAUAUAUAUAUAUCUCAUUGGAUGUAGCAGUGACGAGUGCCUUAAGUAUACAAUAUAUAUACGUAUAUAUUUCUUGUGCCUCUUUUACUAUAAUUAGCUGUACACGAGGUAGUUACGGAUUCGGUUUCACGCAUUUAUUUAUUUUGCAAGGGAUGUGAGAUUUCCGAAAAAGUGUGACGGCAUAAUUUAUCGGUAAACACGGUUCGCCUCUACUAGUACCAUUAUAUUUUUUUUUAUUAACAAUUCAUAAGCCUUGCUGUUUCUACUAUAUUCUUCUCUUGCUUUGAAAUAAGGACACUGGUCCUAUUCAAAUGGUCCAUGUUUGGCCAACAGAGCAACGGCAAAGCAUAUCCUCAUUAACUUUCGGAAUGUCUUUUGGAAAGAAAAUAUUCAUUUGAUAUUCUGUAUUUCACGGAGAUCAUUAUGGGCCUUCUAUUUGGCAUGCGGAAAGCAGGGUGACACAAAAUUACUUACAAUAACUUAAGCCGAUUGAAACAGGCACCCAUUUCAAUAUGCAUCGCUUUUAAUUUGGUAGAAAUUAGGCUGUGAAAAGCUUUCUAAAGAUAUAUUUUCAAUUCAGCUAUAGUGAAAAUGUUAGGAGAAGCGGUUAGUUUCAUACAUUGGCCAACGGUAUUAAAGGAAAAAAACACUAACUUGAUACAAAAAAAAAAAAAGAAGUAAAAG
This is a messenger RNA of Varroa destructor (honeybee mite), 8689 nucleotides long. RefSeq names its product lethal(2) giant larvae protein-like. NCBI's taxonomy places the organism in Eukaryota, Metazoa, Arthropoda, Arachnida, Mesostigmata, Varroidae. Gene Ontology annotation, biological process: establishment of spindle orientation; regulation of establishment or maintenance of cell polarity; Golgi to plasma membrane transport. Gene Ontology annotation, cellular component: plasma membrane; cortical actin cytoskeleton; cytoplasm. Gene Ontology annotation, molecular function: GTPase activator activity; syntaxin binding; myosin II binding. The record is from RefSeq and is a predicted model, not a curated record.